AUGUCGUUCUCUCCUACUUCUUUAUCCUUCUGGAAACUGCUCAUCUGGUGUUUCGCCCCGGCGAUUAUUACACUUGGGGCCUGCAUCCUUCUCGUUCUACUUAUCUCCCUCGCGAUCUCCCAGAAUGCAAUUCCCUCCAAAUGCCGCCCAAGGGGAUCUCCUACCCAUCUACUAGUAGUCCUUGGAAGCGGUGGCCAUACAGCUGAGAUGCUCUACAUGCUUGAUCGCAUGAAAUUCGACCCUCAAAUCUGCACGUAUCGGACAUACCUGGUGAGCUCGGGAGAUAACUUUAGCGCAGAGAAAGCCAAGAAGUUUGAGGCUCAACGUGUACGGAAUUCUCAGAGCCAUACCCAUAGCAACAACUAUACCAUUGUCACAGUGCCACGUGCCCGACGAGUCCAUCAGUCCUACCUCACCGCGCCAUUCUCUACGCUUCAAUGCUUCUGGGCUUGUCUCAAUGUUCUUCGUGGGGAUCACCCGGACCAAAAGCUGCCAAAAGAAUACACCACGCCUUACCCUGAUUUGAUCCUCACAAAUGGCCCCGCUACAGCAGUCUGUGUUGUUGUGGGCGCGAAACUCAUCCGUUUCUUUCUAUAUUUGGCCAACAUAUUUGCCUUAUGUCCGAUUCUGCGACCAGUCUUCGAGAUUGCAUCGACCCCAACGCUGCGCACUAUUUACGUUGAAUCAUGGGCCCGGGUGAGCUCGCUCAGUACCUCUGGUGUCCUGCUGUUGCCCCUAGUCGACCGCUUUCUCGUGCAAUGGCCUGCCCAGGCAGGGCGGCGGGCUUGGUGGGGGAUGAAGAAAACAGAAUAUGCUGGAUGGCUUGUGAUUUAA
Messenger RNA from Penicillium griseofulvum, 834 nucleotides. Its product is annotated as glycosyltransferase family protein. Lineage: Eukaryota; Fungi; Ascomycota; Eurotiomycetes; Eurotiales; Aspergillaceae. Gene Ontology annotation, biological process: dolichol-linked oligosaccharide biosynthetic process. The coding region runs from base 1 to 834 and encodes 277 amino acids. Gene Ontology annotation, cellular component: UDP-N-acetylglucosamine transferase complex. The record is from RefSeq and is a predicted model, not a curated record. The transcript is spliced from 2 exons.